Vitis riparia (riverbank grape) is the source of this 1370-nucleotide messenger RNA. RefSeq names its product purine permease 1-like. Gene Ontology annotation, molecular function: purine nucleoside transmembrane transporter activity. The transcript is spliced from 2 exons. The coding region runs from base 130 to 1200 and encodes 356 amino acids. The record is from RefSeq and is a predicted model, not a curated record. Lineage: Eukaryota; Viridiplantae; Streptophyta; Magnoliopsida; Vitales; Vitaceae. Gene Ontology annotation, cellular component: membrane.
AAUGCUAAGAAAAUAUUAAAAAGGAUAAAGGCGAGUGUGACUAGAGAGUCCACCAAUGCCUCUGCCUCAUCCUAUCCACUUUGAGUGCUAAAUCUCUGGGCAGUGAGUAGCAGCAACAAAGAAUUGAAGAUGAAGAGUUCCCAAGGAAGCCAGAACGAGGCAACGCAGCGUCAAAAAAGGAAGUCUCUGAAGGCAAUGUUUCUGGUACUUGUGAACUGUGUCUUGAUGACAAUUGGCCAAGUAGGUGGCCCCUUGCUUCUAAGGAUCUACUAUUUGCAUGGGGGAAAGAGGAAAUGGCUCAAUGCUUGGCUGCUCACUUCUGGGUUCCCCAUCUUGAUCCUCCCAAUGGCCUUUUCUUACUUGCGAGCUCAGGCCAAAGGGCAAGCCACCGUAUUACUGGUUACGCCUAGGCUUGUUGCUGCCAGUGCCUUCCUGGGAAUUCUACUUGGGCUUGAUGGCUACCUCUAUUCGUUUGGUUUAUCUUACCUCCCCAUAUCGGUUUCUUCCCUUCUUGGUUCAACUCAGCUGGCCUUCACUGCAAUUUUCGCUUUUAUUGUGGUGAAGCAUAAGUUCACACAUUACUCGGUAAAUGCAGUGGUGUUAAUGACCUUCGGAUCAGUCGUUCUUGGGCUUCACAUGAAUGGAGAUCGCCCGAGUGGGGUGUCUGAUGGGAAGUAUUUGCUGGGUUUUUUAAUGACCCUCGGCGCUGCUGCCCUUCAUGGGUUCAUAAUGCCAGCACUGGAGUAUACUCACUUGAAGGCCGGUAUGCCCAUCACCUUUGAUCUUGUCAUGCAGAUUCAGUUCCUUAUCUCCAUGUUUGCCACUCUGUUUUGCACCAUCCCCAUGGUCAUCAACAAGGACUUUCAGGCUAUUUCAAAAGAAGCAGCAGAAUAUAGUCUUGGAGAGACUAAGUAUUACAUGGUGAUAGUAUUGGCAGCAGUAGCAAUGCAGUUGCUGAUCAUAGGAAGUAUUGGAGUGAUCUUCUGCUCCACGUCCCUCCUGGGAGGUCUUGUGUCAUCUCUUCUGGUUCCUGUCCAGCAGGUUUUUGCUGUACUUUUCUUGCACGAGAGAUUCAAUGCUGAUAAGGGCAUGGCUUUAGCCAUGUGCCUGUGGGGUUUUGCCUCCUACUUCUAUGGAGAAUACAGAUCAACCUACAAGAAAAUUCCAUCAAAACAAGAGUCAGAGGUAGAAAUCAUCUGAAUUUAUGACAUUUCAUGUGAUUCAAAUCAAUUCAACACCAAAUUCAUUUGUCCAUGCUUCUUUUACAAUUUACAUAUAUCACGCUGUUGAUUAGUCAUUUUUCCAGUUAUGUGAUAAUUGAUGUAGCACCGCGCAGGCAUUUCAGGGUGUCAAAGUUUCCUCCUGUUCAA